GAUCCUCUCCAUUCCGAAUCCCCAAGAUUUUUUGUGAUUUUUCUAGUGGGUUUGCUGUCUCUCAUACUCUGCCAUCAUGUAUCAAGAAGGCUACAACUUCCACGGUUCAACCUUUGAACAGAGUUACCGUUGUUAUCCUGUCUCUUUUAUUGAAAAGUCACAUCUGGAGAAGGGUGAUAAAAUCAUAAUGCCUCCCUCAGCUCUUGAUCGUCUUGCUUAUUUACAAAUCGACUAUCCAAUGUUAUUUGAACUCAAUAACCCUUCUGCUGGAAGAGUUUCUCAUUGUGGGGUGCUAGAAUUCAUUGCUGAUGAGGGCCUCAUAUACUUACCAUACUGGAUGAUGGAAAACAUGCUCUUACAAGAGGGAGACAUUGUGCAUGUCAAGAAUGCCAGCUUGUCAAAGGGAACUUUCGUGAAGCUGCAACCCCACACCAAGGACUUCUUGGAUUUAUCCAACCCGAAAGCUAUCCUUGAGACAACACUUAGGAACUAUUCUUGUUUGACUUCUGGCGACACCAUCAUGGUUGCUUAUAACAACAAGAGAUACUACAUUGAUAUAGUAGAGACAAAACCUUCCCCUGCAAUAAGUAUCAUUGAAACAGACUGUGAGGUGGACUUUGCCCCUCCUCUUGAUUAUAAAGAACCUGAAAAACCUGCUCCUUCUACCCCGUCAAACAAGACACCACCAGAAGUUCAAGAAGAAGAGCCAGCCAAAAAGAUACCCAAAUUCAAUGCAUUCACUGGCUCGGCUAGACGAUUGGAUGGAAAACCUUCAGUGCAGUCGCAUGCACCCGUUUCCUCUCCCAUGCUCAAACAGCACCAAUCAAAGGCUACCGAUGGGACUAAUGGCUCUGUGUCUACUAGCUCUUCCCGCCAGCAUCGUGGGAAGCUUGUUUUUGGUUCGAAUGUGGAUCAAGCUCCAAAUGCAACACCAAAAGCUACUCCAAAAGAAAGCAGUCAAGAAUUAUCACAGCAGGCAGAAGAACCUAAGUUCCAGGCAUUCACUGGCAAGAAGUAUUCACUGAAACGCUGAUGCCGAUAUAUAUAUAUAUAUUAAUUUUAGAUCUCACAUUCCUUUUUGAAAUAUGUGACGGACAAGAAUCAAUGCAGUGAUGGAAGGCUGAGCCUAAUCCUCCAGACUCCUAGCUACCGUUUUCAAGCUUUUGCAGCUAGGAUGUAUUUAUCAAAAUUCAAAAUAUUAUGAUGCACAUUAACAAUUAUAAAGUAUAGGUCCUUUUGGUAUUUAAUCAUUUGCAUUGAAUUAAUAAAUGUCUUUUGACAGAUUUGGCUCUUCCAUAUCUGUGUGGAAUUGUUCUCCAUUCUUCUCUAUAUGGACAAAUAUUAGCUUUUUGAGUGGAUUUGUCUUUUUCUUUGUUUGACAUGAA
This is a messenger RNA of Camellia sinensis, 1385 nucleotides long. Its product is annotated as ubiquitin fusion degradation protein 1 C. The record is from RefSeq and is a predicted model, not a curated record. Gene Ontology annotation, molecular function: polyubiquitin modification-dependent protein binding. NCBI's taxonomy places the organism in Eukaryota, Viridiplantae, Streptophyta, Magnoliopsida, Ericales, Theaceae. Gene Ontology annotation, cellular component: VCP-NPL4-UFD1 AAA ATPase complex. Gene Ontology annotation, biological process: ubiquitin-dependent protein catabolic process; ERAD pathway.